Messenger RNA from Nicotiana tabacum (common tobacco), 948 nucleotides. Its product is annotated as expansin-like B1. The record is from RefSeq and is a predicted model, not a curated record. Gene Ontology annotation, cellular component: extracellular region. NCBI's taxonomy places the organism in Eukaryota, Viridiplantae, Streptophyta, Magnoliopsida, Solanales, Solanaceae.
AUGGAAAGAGAAAUGUGGCAGCAAUCGUCGACCCCGGACCCUGUAAACCUCAGCUAUAGGAUUUCCUCACUCGAAUAUCCCAUUCACAACUCUUCUAACUACACUUCUUCUGCCUUUUCUACCUCUUUCUUAAGGCAAAAUGAUCUCUAUCAACAACAAUAUAAUUGCAUUUUUCUCUGCAUGGUUUUGCUAUUGCCUACGCUUUGCUACAGCAAUAAUUAUGUUUCCAGAACUGCCUAUUACACUACCCCUGAUGGCAUGGGGAUACCAACCGGAGCGUGUGGCUAUGGAGAAAAUGGCAAAGAUGUCAACAAUGGGGAGGUUUGUGCAGCCUCCAAACGGCUUUACAAAAAUGGAGCUGCCUGUGGAGCUUGCUACCAGGUAAGGUGCAAGGACAAGGGGUUGUGCAGUGACGAGGGAACAAAAGUAGUGGUGACGGACACUGGAGAAGGACAUGGAACAGACUUCAUUCUCAGCUACCGCGCCUAUGCUAAAUUGGCUAAGCAACCUAAUAUGGCUCAGCAAUUGUUUGCUAAAGGCGUAGUUGAAGUAGAAUAUCGUAGAGUUUCUUGCAAAUAUGGAAAUCUCAUGCUUAAAAUCCACGAACAUAGCAAGUACCCUCACUAUCUUGCUAUAGUUGUUAUGAAUCAAGGUGGUGCUACUGACAUUCUUGCUGUCCAAGUCUCAUUUUAUCAUAUUAACAAAGAGGAAACAAAAGAAUGGAUAUCAAUGAGGAGGGUUUAUGGAGCAGUGUUCGACCUAUCGAGCCCACCAAGUGGAGAACUUAACGUGAGGUUCCUAACAAGUGCUGGUGCUGAAACCAAAUGGGUGCAGUCAGACAAGGCUGUAAUUCCUGCUGAAUGGAAAGCUGGGCUAUUAUAUAUACAUUCAGCUCUCUUAGACAUGAAAAUACAAGUGUUAUCACAUAUUAGUGGCGCUACUUGGUGA